This is a messenger RNA of Sciurus carolinensis (gray squirrel), 954 nucleotides long. RefSeq names its product olfactory receptor 4C46-like. The transcript has a single exon. Gene Ontology annotation, biological process: G protein-coupled receptor signaling pathway. The record is from RefSeq and is a predicted model, not a curated record. The coding region runs from base 1 to 954 and encodes 317 amino acids. Gene Ontology annotation, cellular component: membrane. Gene Ontology annotation, molecular function: G protein-coupled receptor activity; olfactory receptor activity. Lineage: Eukaryota; Metazoa; Chordata; Mammalia; Rodentia; Sciuridae.
AUGGAGAAAAGGAGCAACGUGACCGAGUUUGUUCUUCUGGGACUUUCACAAAACCCGAAGAUGCAGAAAAUUAUAUUUGCUGUGUUUUUGCUCAUCUACAUCAUCACAAUGAUAGGAAAUUUGCUCAUUGUGAUAACCAUCAUUGCCAGCUCACUCUUGGGCUCCCCCAUGUACUUUUUCCUGGCAUAUCUCUCCUUUAUUGAUGCCUGCUAUGCCUCUGUCAAUACUCCUAAACUGAUUGUGGAUUCACUCCAUGAAACCAAGACCAUUCUGUUCAAUGGAUGCAUGGUCCAAGUCUUUGGGGAACACUUCUUCUCAGGUGCAGAGGUCAUCCUGCUCACAGUGAUGGCCUAUGACCGCUAUGUGGCCAUCUGCAAGCCCUUGCACUAUGCAACCAUCAUGAACUGGAGAGUGUGCAUGCUGCUAGUGGGAGUUUCCUGGAUGGGAGGCUUUCUCCAUGCAACCAUCCAGCUCCUCUUCAUCUUCCCACUACCCUUCUGUGGCCCUAAUGUCAUAGAUCACUUUAUGUGUGACCUGAGCCCUUUGCUCAAUCUGGCCUGCACUGAUACCCACAUUAUGGGGCUCUUUGUCAUUGCCAACAGUGGGUUCAUCUGCCUGUUAAACUUUCUCCUCCUGCUGGUCUCCUAUGUGGUCAUCCUGUGCUCCCUGAGGACACAGAGCAUGGAGGGUAGGCGCAAAGCCCUGUCUACCUGUGUCUCCCACAUCACAGUGGUGGUAUUAUUCUUUUUUCCCUCCAUGUUUGUGUACUUGAGACCUGCAGUUACUUUACCUAUUGAUAAGGCAGUUGCUGUUUUCUACACAAUGAUAACUCCCAUGUUAAAUCCUUUGAUUUAUACCUUGAGAAAUGCCCAGAUGAAAAGUACCAUUAAGAAAUUAUUUACUAGGAAGUUUCUUUCAGUUGGACAAAUAAAUAUGCCUGAAGAUCAGCAUUGA